AAAAACUCAUGCUAGUGUUGACUUUGAAACUAAUCAAAUUAGAUUAAGAUAUUUAGCCAGGAUUAUCAUUGUACCAAUUACUUCAAGUGUAAAUAAAACACCAUUAAGCUACCAACCUAACCUUGAUCAACAUGAGGAUGAAUUGAAAUAA
Molecule: messenger RNA, 151 nt
Organism: Funneliformis geosporum
Lineage: Eukaryota; Fungi; Glomeromycota; Glomeromycetes; Glomerales; Glomeraceae
Source: the annotation of a GenBank genome assembly